Messenger RNA from Penicillium olsonii, 1236 nucleotides. NCBI's taxonomy places the organism in Eukaryota, Fungi, Ascomycota, Eurotiomycetes, Eurotiales, Aspergillaceae. The record is from the annotation of a GenBank genome assembly.
AUGGGCGCAUCUCGCCAGUGCACCCGGCUUCUACGGCCAAGCCAAACCCUCCCCCGCCACCCCCGAACCGCGACAUCGUUCGUCCAGACCCAACACCGAACCCUGUCAAAUACCCCCUCAAAGCCCGCCCCAGAAUCCAUCUUCAACAACCUCCGAGCGAGUGGCCCCUACAGCGAUGGUCCCACCAGCUAUUUCUCCACCCGAAAGACCCUGCCCGCAAACACUGUCGUGCGAUUCGUACCUCAACAGACAGCAUGGAUCGUCGAGCGCAUGGGUAAAUUUGACCGCAUCCUGGAACCCGGUUUAGCUAUCCUUGUGCCUUUCUUGGACCGGAUCGCAUACGUGAAGAGCUUGAAGGAGGCUGCGAUUGAGAUCCCCAGUCAGAAUGCCAUCACGGCUGACAACGUCACUCUGGAGCUGGACGGUGUGCUAUACACGCGGGUGUUCGACGCAUACAAGGCAAGCUAUGGAGUUGAAGACGCAGAAUACGCUAUUUCGCAGCUUGCGCAAACGACGAUGCGGUCAGAGAUCGGUCAGCUCACUCUUGAUCACGUUUUGAAGGAACGUGCCAACCUCAACACAAACAUUACCAAGGCCAUCAACGAGGCUGCCCAGGAAUGGGGCGUUGUCUGCCUUCGCUACGAGAUUAGGGAUAUCCAUGCGCCGGAGAAGGUCGUCGCGGCUAUGCACCGCCAGGUCACCGCUGAGCGCUCCAAGCGCGCUGAGAUUCUCGAGUCAGAGGGUCAGCGCCAGAGUGCGAUUAACAUCGCCGAGGGUCGCAAGCAGUCUGUCAUUCUGGCGUCUGAGGCUCUGCGUGCUGAGCAGGUCAACCGCGCCUCCGGUGAAGCUGAAGCUAUCAAACUCAAGGCCGAGGCUACUGCCCGUGGUAUUGAUGCUGUUGCUCAAUCUAUUGAAGAAGGUGGCGAGAACGCCCACAACGCUGUUAGCCUCAGCGUUGCGGAGAAGUAUGUCGCGGCCUGGUCGAACUUGGCUCGUGAGGGUACCGCCGUUGUUGUCCCCGGAAAUGUGGGUGACAUGGGCGGUAUGAUUGCCAAUGCGAUGGCUGUCUACGGCAAGGUCAGCGAGACACAGGCUCGGGGUUUGGCGAAGAAGACUCUUAGUGUCGAGGAUUCUCAGUCGCCCAAGACCUCUACUUCUGAGCAAGUGGAAACACCCGAUGUGGUCUCGCAAACUGUGACUGAGGGAUUUGACGCGGUCCGCCCUCUGAAAGAAUAA